AUGGCAUUCUGGGAAAUGUGGUUUUUGUUGCGGUUGUUGUUAAAGCCCGAACGAACGUGAGGGGCCCGAUCCAUUUGAGGUUUUCAACACACGGAGAUGCCGGCUUAUCGGGCGUCCAGUGCAAAGACGGCUUUUUUGUAAAGGUCGCUGAUUUCCAGCCCCUGGGAAAGAAGUCCCCACCCGCUUCCCCCUUAGCCAAGGGAUCCCGCCCCCCCCCCGCCUUUCGCUCCGUUUCCCUCGGCGCCUAACGAGGCUUCCUGUCGGCCUCGAGAGAGGCAAGUUGGCUGGAGCGCCCCGGCACCUGAGGAGGCCUCGGCGGGAGGCCUGUCAGUAGCGAAGGGGACGAGGAGGAGGAGAAGACGCCACCAUCAUGGUAGGAGGCCUUUGGGGGGGUCUUUCUUUAGAUUGGGGGGGACUGAUAUUGGAUGUUGGUGGUGGGAAAUGCGGAGUCAUCCUGGCUGUAAGGAAUUGCAAAAGUACACACACACACACAUCAUCAUCAUCAUCAUUUAUUAUUUGUAUGCCGCCUUUACACAGUUAAAAAACAAUACUCAAGGCAGCUUACAGCAUAACAAGAUUUACAUCAUUACAAAAGUCAUAAACAAUAAAUAAACCACAUCAAAAAGUACACAACGAAAUGGGAAACAAUUUCCACAUGAAUCAAAAUCUAAAGCUAAGUAUACGGCAUUCAUAUCACACUUUAAAGUGACAUAGGUAAAAAAUAACAGCAAUUUAAACAAAAUCAAAACGAAACUGAGCCCUCACGCGUGCGCGUGCACACACCCCAUUGUAGUUCCGUGGUUCCUCGAAGAAAAGUUUUUAGGAUGGGGGGAGGCGAUGACGACUCGCAUUUUUCCACUCAGGUAAUAAAAUACAGCCCAAAAAACCUUGCAAAUCUUUUAGCAGGGGCACUAAGAAUAAGAUCUGUUGUUUGAUUGACUUUCUGACAUUGCUCAGUUGUUGUUGUUUGUUUAUGAUUAAAACAAAAAUCAAAAGGAAGCCUAUUGGUUCCCCCGUCUUAUCUGCGGACGAAGGAUGAUGUGUCAAGUUCUGUCAUUUGCAUCCACGUGAGCCUCUAGAACGUAUUUGGUAUAGAUAAGCAUUUCGCUCUGUCCUCAAUAUAUUGUAUUUUAUUUUAUUGCUACGGCCAGUGGCGAAUGUAAAUAGGGUUUCUAUGCACUUAUGCCUUGCAAAGUAAAAGUAAAGCGACAACAUGGGUGAAAACCACAACGAGUGAAAGCUGAAGCGCACACCUUGGCAGUAUGUUUAAAUGGAACAAGUCAUGCCCAACCCACUUAAAGGUUUAGAUUUGCGGCAGCACAGUCCCCAUUUUACUUUUGUGUGUAUACAGCACCAUAACAGCAGUUUGCACGACUGACAGUAGAUUCAAGCAGGCAAGAUCCAGAGAAGGCUGGGAAAAACAAAAACCCCAUUAAAAACUAAAUGGCAAAAGAGAGUUUUGACUAAAAAUUGCCCCCAGGUCAAGUAGGAAUCUUAACCAGUCAGUCGCCAGACUGGCUUCCUGGGUUCAGGGUAAAUUAUAUGCAGAUUGCAGUCUUACCACGAGAGCAGCUUUUGUGGGCCGUUGUUUAUGUAUUUAUUUACAUUUAUACAGCUGCCGCCUAUCAGAAAUUCUGCGAAGUGAAAUAAUAAAGACAACAACUUUAAAGCACAGUGUACCAUUCUUGGCCUGGGAAAGCCCAGAUUCAGUCAGCCAUGCUUUAAGAACCUCACUGUUGGAGACUACUGCAAUGCGUUCUGUGUGGGGCUGCCCUUGAAGAUGGUCUGGAGGCUGCCACUGGUACAGGACACUGCUGUCAAGUGGGACAGCGAGAUAGAAUUGUAUGUGGUUGAGCCUUAAAGCACUGCACUGGCUCCGCGUGAGCAACAGAGCUCAAUUCAAGGUCUUGGUUCUCGUGUACAAAAGGUUGGAACAACUUGAGGCCCCAGGACUGGGCAUAUUGCUUUGAGGCCUACUUGUCUCAUCAGUGAGUAUGUGCUCCAUGCUCUGGAAACUUCUAGACUGGAUCAUUGUCAUCUGCUCUAUGUGGGACUGCCAGUGAUGAUGGAUGUUGUAGUCCAAGAACACCAGGAGACCCAAGGUUGAAGAACACAGAAGUUGACAGUACUAAGCUAGAUAGACGAAUUGUCUGAUUCAGUAUGGCAGCAUAUUAUACAGUGGAUGCUUGGGUUGCGAACGUGAUCCGUGUGGGAUGCACGUUCGCAACCCGCAGCGGCGUGUCUGUGCACACGCGGAUUGUGAUUCGGCGCUUCUGUGCAUGCGCAAAGCACGAUUUAGCACUUCUGCGCAUGCAAGAACCCCAAAACCCGGAAGUAACCCGUUCUGGUACUUCCGGGUUUCGGCGGGUCCGUAACCUGAAAAAACACAACCUGAAGCAUCUGUAACCUGAGGUAUGGCUGUAUAUAACUUGCCUCUUCUAAUUCAUUCUCUUGUUUUUCCUCCCCAGUUUUCCUUCAAUAUGUUUGAUCACCCAAUCCCCAGAGUGUUCCAGAAUCGCUUCUCGACUCAGUACCGCUGUUUCUCGGUGUCCAUGCUUGCUGGACCUAAUGACAGGUCAGAUGUGGAGAAAGGCGGGAAGAGUAUGUGCACAUUUUUCUUUUUGAAUAUUCUCUUGAGGGCUAGAUGGUUUUGUGUUUUGCAGGGGGUGGUACUUGAAAGAGCAUUAAGCAACACGUGCUGGCUAAGCUCUCCCAAAUGGAGCAUAAGAGGAGCCUACUGGAUCAGGCCAAUGGCCCAUCUAGUCCAGCAUCCUGUUGUCAUAGUGACCAACCACACGCCUGUGGGAAGCCUUCAGGCAGGACCCAAGCACAAGAGCAUUCUCCCCUCCUGUGGUUUCCAGCAAAUGGGAUUCAGGAGCAUUAUCUGGAUUAUUGAAGUCUAAGGGCCACAUUAGGGACGCGGGUGGCGCUGUGGUCUAAACCACAGAGCCUAGGGCUUGCCGAUCAGAAAGUCGGCGGUUUGAAUCCCCGCGACGGGGUGAGCUCCCAUUGCUCGGUCCCUGCUCCUGCCAACCUAGCAGUUCGAAAGCACAUCAAAGUGCAAGUAGAUAAAUAGGUACCACUCCGGCGGGAAGGUAAACGGCGUUUCCGUGCGCUGCUCUGGUUCGCCAGAAGCGGCUUAGUCAUGCUGGCCACAUGACCCGGAAGCUGUACGCCGGCUCCCUCGGCCAAUAAAGCGAGAUGAGCGCCGCAACCCUAGAGUUGUCCGCGACUGGACCUAAUGGUCAGGGGUCCCUUUACCUUUAAGGGCCACAUUUCCUUCUGGACCACCUUCCAGGGCUCGCAUGCCAGUUCUGGGUGAGGCCAGAGGCACAAGUGGAUGGAACAAUGAAUGUAACAUUUUGCCUUUGUACGGUAGGAUAGUUUCUACACACAUGAUGACCCUCUCUGUCAUCCUUCCAGACAAGCCAGAGGUAUUUUCUGUGGUCGAGGAACCAUUCCAUCCAGUAGCCUGGGGAGAGUUCCUAAGAGCCAGGUUGAGAGGCCUAGCGCUGAGGUGGGGAACCUGUGACUCUCUAGAUGUUGAUGAACUGCAAUUACCAACAACCCCAGCAAGCCUCACCAAAGAUGAGGGGAGAUUUAGUUCAUCAACGUCUGGAGGGCCACAGGUUUCCCACACCUGACCUAGAGGGUCACAUUUGGGCCACAGGCCUGGGGUUCCCCAUCCCUGUGGUAGCCUCGUGUUGAGUCUCCCUCCCCACUGAAAUCUGUAGUAUAUAGGAUACUUGCUUUAUUGGUUUUCACACCCCCUACUCUGAAUCAGGAGAAGGAAAUAUAGAUGUUAUGACAUAGGACAUUGGAUAAACUUCUCUGCGUGUUAAUGUCUGCAGGUGGGAAUUCAACGGAGGAAUAUAUUCUCGUAUUAAAGUACACGCCUUGAUUUUCCUGUGCUUGUUUUCCAUUGCCAUGCCAUACCUAAUCUUACUGUUAAUUUCCUUUCUUCGCAGUAAUUAUGCCACCCUCUGCUUUGGAUCAACUCAGUGAGUAUCUUCUAUUCAGCGUACUUAUGAAGAUGUAAAGUAUAUUCUCUCACUGCAAAUGUUUUCAGUGUUUUCUGUUCCACCUUUAAUUGAGACAGGGGUUUAGAGACCCUCCUCUUAAUUGUUUUAAUCUUGUAUUUGUAUGACGGCAAUGCCCGUUAUCGCGCCCCACUUUGGUUCAGACCGCAAUCCAGUUGUGGAUCCUGACCUACCAGUUAAAGAUUAAGGUUGUAGCUGGUUAAAUCAGUAAGAAGCCAAUAAGCAUUUUGGAUUGGCAACGUAUGUGAAAUUGCUGCUACAGUAACGCUACAAUUAUUUCCUCUUGACAUUCCAUCCCGUAGGAUGUGAAAGGGCACAAUGAUGGUCACCUCUUGUCCCAACUUCUUCUUGCUCCAGAGUCACACAGUGCUCAGACAAAACUAUUUUUCUGUUGUUUUUUUUGCCACCACAUUACACUGCUCCUGAAUUAAUUGCAAUGGCUGUCAAUAAGGUACUAGCCUUCGUUCAAGGGGCUGCUACUAGUGUACAAAGCCCUAUACAGCUAUGGACCAGGUUGCCUAAAAUGUUUUCUCACCCCCUUAUAUACCCAACUGUUACAGGAAUUCUAAGGUCUCACAUAUAUAUAUAAAUCAUGUGUUCAUAAAUCUACAAGGCAAAUACAUACAUAAGUGUAUAAACCACAUCUGAAAGCAAUCCUGAAGCCAUUUUGACUCUUCCAGUGACCUCAAAUACUUUCUGUAGUGAGGAAGGAAAUGGAAGAAGCCUCCCCAUUGUCCCUUUGCUCACAAAUCCUGUCUUAAGGGUGUAUUUGUGCGUGAAUAGGGUGAGCCUGUGACCUGGUUUCAGGAACUAAGUAUUAAACAUCUCAAAAGGAAUGGCUAGGCUGCCCUGGUAAAGCAAUCAAGUGACCAGUAUCCUGCCAGACAGGAUUUCUGUUGUAGACCACCCCACUGUGAUGUAUUUCUGCUGUAGCCCACCUCUCUGUAGGAGAGGGCCUCCUGCAGAUAUCCCAUUAGGAGGUCAGCUCUGUAUGAUUUAAGGUAUUUAGGUCCCAAGCCAAUUAGGGCUUUAUAUGUUGCUAAUAAGGGACGUGGGUGGCGCUGUGGGUUAAACCACAGAGCCUAGGACUUGCCGAUAAGAAGGUUAGCGGUUUGAAUCCCCACGACGGGGUGAGCUCCCGUUGUUCGGUCCCUGCUCCUGCCAACCUAGCAGUUCGAAAGCACGUCAAAGUGCAAGUAGAUAAAUAGGUACCGCUGCGGCGGGAAGGCAAACGGCGUUUCCGUGCGCUGCUCUGGUUCGCCAGAAGCGGCUUAGUCAUGCUGGCCACAUGACCGGAAGCUGUACGCCGGCUCCCUCGGCCAGUAAAGCGAGAUGAGCGCCACAACCCCAGAGUCAGUCACGAUUGGACCUAAUGGUCAGGGGUCCCUUUACCUUUAUGUUGCUAAUAACACCUUGAAUUUGCAACGCUUUCAGGGCUGAUGUCACAUGGUCCUAUCAAGAUUCCUCACUUACCAUCCUAGCAGCCAUAUUCUGCACUAACUGAAGCUGUCUUCAAGGGCAGCCACAUGUAGAGUACAUUACAGUAGUCCAAGCAGGAGGCAUAGGAAUACUGUGUUUAGUGUGGCGGCGCCUACUCCUUGGAGCUUGGAAACCCUGAAUUAGAUCAAUGGUAUUUUCCUAUGUUCAAUCCAGUCCUGCACAAGUUUUGUUGGACGCAAAUCAUACUGAGUUCAGCGAGGCUUACUCCCAAGUAAGCAAGUGUAGGCUCACAGUCCAAGAUUCUUUAUGCGAGCUUCCAAGAAAAUUCAUUUGAUAAAUGCAGUGCUUCUCCCCCCACCCCCAUUUUUCCCUAGGCCGGCUUAAUAUCACCUAUCCUAUGUUGUUUAAACUGACAAAUAAAAAUUCCGACCGGAUGACGCAUUGUGGCGUGCUUGAGUUUGUGGCUGACGAAGGCAUUUGUUACCUUCCACACUGGGUAAGUAGACACCUUGAUUCUCUUCUCAACUUAAAACUUCUACAAGGGUUAUAUGAAAUGAGUUACCCUCUUAUUUUUUAAAAAAUCAUUUCACUAUAGCACAGGCUCGUGGUGAUGUCUCAGACAAACUGUGGAUAGAAUGUACAUUCCCAUCACGGAGCUACAAUUCUUAGAGUAGUUGGUUGGUCCCUCUUCCCAGGGAACUCUGAGAAUUACAGCUCUGUGAGAGGGAAUUAAGGUCUCCUGACAACUCUCAGCACCUUAACGAACUACAGUGGUACCUUGAGUUAAGUACUUAAUUCGUUCCGGAAGUCCGUUCUUAACCUGAAACUGUUCUUAACCUGAAGCACCACUUUAGCUAAUGGGGCCUCCAGCUGCCACUGUGCUGCUGGAGCACGAUUUCUGUUCUCAUCCUGAAGCAAAGUUCUUAACCCGAGGUACUAUUUCUGGGUUAGCGGAGUCUGUAACCUGAGGCAUCUGUAACCCGAGGUACCACUGUACAGGCCACAGGAUUCUUUGCGGGAAGCUCUGAGUGUCUCCCAAGACAUCAUUUGAGCACCUGUCUUUGUUUCCUUUUGACAGAUGAUGCAGAACCUGCUCUUGGAGGAAGGGGGCCUGGUGCAGGUAGAGAGCGUCAACUUGCAGGUGGCGACGUACUCCAAAUUUCAGCCGCAGAGCCCUGAUUUCCUUGACAUCACCAACCCCAAAGCAGUGUAUCCUUUUCGUUAAACCUCAGGGGAAGCCGCAGAGGGUGGUUUGAGCUGUGGCCCCAAGGAAGGAAGAUGGAUUGCCUUUUUCCAACAAGGAACCUCAGGAUCAAAUGUGGUUCUCCAGGGCUGUCCCUCUGGACCUUGGAGCUCUUCCCAGCAUGCACUUCCUCCCCAGGCCACACCCCUUCCUGUCUCUUCUUUGGCCUGGCUGACCCUGAGGGUCACGUAGUCCAACCCCAUGCAAUGCAGGGAUAUGCAGGUGACCCAUGUGGGGGUUUGAACCUGGGCCCUUGGCGUUCUCAGCACCGUGUGCUAACCAGUUGAGCUAACUGCGAGAAGCCAAGUUACAGGGAACCAGGCAGAGGGCCUUCUCGGUAGUGGCACCCUCCUUGUGGAACGCCCUCCCACCAGAUGUCAAAGAGAACAACAACUACCAGACUUUUAGAAGACAUCUGAAGGCAGCCCUGUUUAGGGAAGCUUUUAAUGUUUGAUGCAUUACUGUAUUUUAAUAUUUUGUUGAAAGCCGCCCAGAGUGGCUGGGGAAGCCCAGCCAGAUGGGCGGGGUAUAAAUAAUAUAUUAUUAUUAUUAUUAUUAUUAUUAUUUAUAAGAUAUUUAUUAAGGUUUUUUGAAAUAUUACAGUAAAAAUGAAAACAAAAAGAGAAAAAUACAAAAUAAAAACAGUUAAAAACACACAUAUUUUCAGUUACUUAUUUUCCUUUAGCUUGUUUCCCGGACCUCCUCGUACCUCCCUUUUUUGUAUUCCACUUCAAUUUAUUGGUUCAGCAAAUCCUUACCAUUAGAUUUUAACCCAUUUAUAACCCUUUUUUUCAUAUUCUCUUAAAGCAUUACAGCUAGAAACCGCUUAAGUACUAUCCAACAUCCUUCUGUCAUUCAUUAAUUUUACAAUAUUUCUGUAAAUAGUCUUUAAAUUUCUUCCAAUCUUCUUCCACCGACUCUUCCCCCUGGUCUCGGAUUCUGCCAGUCAUUUCUGCCAAUUCCAUAUAGUCCAUAUUAUUAUUUAUUUAUUUAUUUAUUUAUUAUUGGCAGAGCCUCUGAGCGUACAGAGGUAAGAGUUGCAUUGUCUUCCCUCUGGCUUUGCCUGCCAUUGGCAUGCAACCCCAGAAGAUUACUUAGGAGGGAAGGUGGCCCUCCUACCUCCAUCCAAAAACAGAUGCUAUCUGAAAAUGAACAAGGGCCAGUUCAGAGACAGCGUCCUCUGAUGUAGUCUCAUUGACUUCAGUUUGCAGUGGACGCCAGUGACACCGAUCUGUGUGUCCCCUUUUCAAAAGCUGGUAACAUGCCAUGAGCUGGAGAAUGAGGAGGGGAGAGUUUAUCUUAUGAGAAUAAGAUGUAGGAGAAAGUUGACAGACCAUGUUAUUCUAAAGCAGAUUUUCUGCACCAUGGAGGUUGGGGGUCUAUUUAUUUUCAAGCAUCUUUACCCCAGUCUGCAGUCAGAAAGGCUCCCAGGGUGGCUGACAUAAGAUCAAUAAAGAGUAAGUCUCCCCUGCCAACAGGCAUAGCACAAAAGGAAAACGAGUGAGGAGGGAAGAUGGGAAAAAAACCACACCAAGCAAACGCAGGCACUGGUUCAUAUAAUGACCAGCUAGAACAGAAAGCUGUUCAGGGAGAAGAGGAGCCUGACAGAGCCAGACCCAGUGAAGUGUUCCUGCUUCACCUCUCUUCCUCUGCUCUAGCCCAGUGGAAUGGCAGCCUGCCAGGUGACAAUUGAAGGAGAGAGGGAGCCUCAAGGAGACGGGUAGGGUUAAAAGGAGCUGGUGAUGUACCUGCAGUUGUGAAAUGUAACCUUUUAUGCUACCAGCAUGGUUUGUAUUUCAAUUUAACUUCCUGUAAAGAUUGGAAAACGCUCUGAGAAAUUUUGCUUGCCUGACCACCGGAGAUGUUAUAGCCAUCAACUACAAUGAAAAGGUAAUACAUUGCCAUUUAAAGCGGAAUAAGCUAUACCCGAGGAGCCCUGGAGGGAAUGAUUACCGUAUUUUUUGCUCUAUAAGACUCACUUUUUCCCUCCUAAAAAGUAAGGGGAAAUGUGUAUGCGUCUUAUGGAGUGAAUGCAGGCUGCACAGCUAUCCCAGAAGCCAGAACAGCAAGAGGGAUCGCUGCUUUCGCUGCCCAGCAAUCCCUCUUGUUGUUCUGGCUUCUGAGAUUCAGAAUAUUUUUUUUUCUUGUUUUCCUCCUCCAAAAACUAGGUGCGUCUUAUGGUCUGGUGCGUCCUAUAGAGCAAAAAAUGUGGUAGGCAUCAUAAUCCAGAAACUUGUGCGUGCAUCUAUCUGUGCAGUUGCUAAUGCAUCCAGGGCUGUCUCUUGGUUUUUAAGUGGAUUUUUAGGUGACUUCUAGGUAUUAGAUUGAAUUUGAGAGCUGGCAUGGGGCAGGGCAGUGUGCGAGUAAAAGAGUUAUAAGACAGGUAAGGCAACUUGAUAGAGAUGAUAUUGAUGAUGAGAUCGGCUGUCUUUUUUUAGAUCUAUGAGCUUCGAGUGAUGGAGACGAAACCCGACAAAGCUGUGUCCAUCAUAGAGUGUGACAUGAAUGUAAGUGGGAGAUGGGCGUCUUCAGUCUCACUGACUGCUUAAAACAGGGGUUGGGAACCUUUUUUAAUUCAAGGGCCACAUUACUCCAGUGAAAAGCUGUCAGGAGCCUGUCUUCCAGUAUAGCCCCACCCCAAGCUAUUUCCCACGGGUUCACAUUCCCAUUAAAAUAUAUUUAGUUUUUAGUAGCUCCGUCCAUGUUUCACUUUAAUUUUUUUAUAGACUUUUAAAAACAGCAACCAAGUUUGUAAGCCCAUUAUCUCUCCUGGCUGUCCGAAAGUGAAAAAGCACCCGGUGUUUCCAGCAGAAUGAUUCAAAAACCGUCAAUGCACACAUUGGACUCCAAGUCCUGCCUUGCAGCUUUUAAAGGCCUCAAAAUUCAAAAUGCAAUUGCAGAGGCAAAAUUCAGGAUGCAGUUGCAAAUGCAGAUUGCACGGGCUGCUUUUUGCAUUUUUCCCCAAGUACCACAAACCCACCAAAUCCCCUCCUCUGUUUUGAUCUUCUUGCAGAGAAAGGAGCUACAAUUUUGCACAGCAUCAAAACCCUUCUCCCUUCCCAUUGUACAACUGAUGGUCUUAAGGGGGGACCCAGAGGAUCCCGUGAAAUCUGGCUGCAGGAAUAAUUGCUUUAAUUCUACUUCUGGGGAAGGACUAAAUCACUUUGGUAGAUUAAGGGAGGAAGCCAUUUCUUAGGAAUGUUGUUCUUGUUUCUUACCCUGAUUGUGAAUUUGAUAUUGACUCUAUACCCAGCCAGAUGGGUGGGGUAUAAAUAAUAAUAAAUUAUUAUUAUUAUUAUUUAUUACUAUACAGGUGGAUUUUGAUGCACCCUUGGGUUACAAAGAACCAGAAAGACAGACACACCACGAGGAGUCCACAGUAAGUGGCCUUGUAUAUUCUUCUCUCUUUUUACUUGCUUUUUCCUCUCCCCCCCCCAAAAAAAAAACCCCACUCAGAAGAAGCGGUGAAUGCGACAAAUAAAUUGAUAAAGCUGGUUGUCAAGUUACUCCUUGCUUUUCAUUUUCUUGAUUGUGUUGGUUGACAGAGCGGUCCUUUUGUUGGAAGAUUCAGGAUUUCUUAACAAAGUGCAUGAUUAAACUGUGGAACUCACUCCUACAAGAGACAGUGGUGGGCACCAAUUUGGAUAGUUUUUAGAAAAGGAUUAGACCAGUUCACUGUCGGUGGAUAUAUUCCACCUCCACGGUUUCUGAGCACCAGAAUUGAGCGGAAGGAAUGCUGUGGAGCCAUUGUAAAACAAGUCAACUUGUUUCCCCGCUUGCUUUCCAGGAUGUGGAGGCAGACCAUAGCGGCUAUGUGGGUGACCUGGGAUUCCGUGUAAGUCUCUUUGAUUAAUUAAAGUAUAUUUCUUAGCUGCUUUUAAAGAAAUAACAAGAACAACAGUUUUAUUUAUAUCCCGCCCAUCUGACUGGGUUUCCCCAGCUACUCUGGGCGGCUUCAAGCACGUACAAAAACAUUAAAAAAAAGAACUCAAAGCUACUCACAAACACAAAGAUUAAAAAUAGGGAUAUCAAACAUCCCACAAAGGGGGACUCAACACCCUCUGCAUCGCCCCAUAUGAAGGAAGCUGUUUAUAGAUAUUACAGCGAACCCACUGAAAUGUUUCACUUAUGCUAAGACUUGCAGCAUGUUGAGAAUCCAGAUUCAGAAUAUACCGUACUUUUCUGUGUAUAACACGCCCCCAUGUAUAUGAUGCCCCCUAUUUUGGGGGACUAAAAAUUAAGAAAAUGGGGGGAGAUUGCACAGAGUUGCUGUGAUGGUUUGUGUAUGCUCUUCGCUAUAAGCACCCUCUGCUCACUCAGAGAGGUAUUUACAGUUCUUUAUUUUACAUAUGUACAAGCAGCACAGUACAACUUAUGCAUCCAAAUUGUCCAGUUCAGAUUCGGGGAGUGGUCUUCUCCUGCUUCUCCUCCAACAGAAGAGGCGGGGUAGCUUCAUGGGAAGUCUCUGAUCCCUGCGCUUUAACCCUUUCCUUUCCUGUGCCAAAGGCACAGGCAUAGGCUCUCUGACUGUCCCUGAGCUCCCUAUGCGGUGCUGGGGCUCUGCUUCAGCAUCGGAGAGCCUUGCCACCUCAUGGCUCUCCACUUCUACCCCUUCCGUCAUGUCCUGACCAUUUCCUUCUGACUGUUCCUGCUCUGACUCUUCUCCUCCCCCUGGCUCAAACGCCUUCCUUGGCAGUCCUGUGACAGUUGUUGAGCUUUUUUCAGGGGGGGAUUGUCGAAAAUCACUCACCCGCCUAACGCUAACACUCGUGCCUCCUAACAUCUGUCCCCUUGCCGGCAGAAGCAGCCUGUUGCCCGCCCAAUUGCCACAGCAACACCCAAUCAACACCACCCCAAUCCCACAUCACCCCUAAGCACUACCAAUGUAUAAGAUGACCCCCGGUUUUCAACAUAAUGCUUCAGUAGAAAAAACACUAGUCUUAUACACGGAAAAGUACGGUAGAUAUAAUUCCUUUCCAAACCGUAGAACAGUUGCAGUCUAAUGGGCAGCCUCUCAAAGACAAUCUUCAGUAGAGUUGUUGUUUUUCUGCUUAGUUUCCUUGGGUGAUUGCCUCUGGGGAUUUCUUGGAUAAAUUGGAUCAGGACUGUUCAGGUGGAUAUAGGCGUCAUCCUACGCGGGCCAUCACUUGAGAUGCUCCAUUUUACAAGGAUGAUGAUUUCAUGAUGAUGACUCUGCCUUUCUUAUCCCUGCAGGCCUUUUCAGGAUCUGGGAACAGGCUGGACGGGAAAAAGAAAGGCGUCGAGCCAAAUCCUUCUCCAAUUAAACCAGAAGACAUUAGAAGGUUCGUUUGCCUUGAUGCAAUUCUGUGUGUCCUCGAAGUGAAAUGACUUGGGCCGUUUCCAUCUCUGUCUGCUGCAUUGCCAUGGCUUCAGUAUUUGUGCGAGUUGGAUAUUCUCGCUUGGAGUGUAGUAACAUGGCUUGGAAAGGAAGAAAAGAGACAGCAGCUAUGUCGGAAGCAGGAAAUUUCAGAUCCAGGAGGCAAAUGUGGCCCCCAAGCCUCUCUAUCUGGCCCUUAGAACUCUUCCCCAGGCUACACCCCAUUAUGGGUCCCUGCUUCACCUCCUGAGCGUUUUUGCCUGUUUAGAAUGUGUGCAUUCAUCCCUUUUGCUUGUCUGGAUGGAGGACAGAGAAGGGUGUGUAGAAGCAGGUCUUUAGUGGUUAGGCUAAGAAUGAGCAACUAGCUCAAGGUCACCCUGUUUGAACCCAGGUCCUCUCUGGUCACUGUCCAGCAGGCUAAAGAAGCCCCACGUCACAGCACUUCUCACCAUGGAUAAUAUUGUGACUUUACCUUCCCCAAACCUGGUGCCCUCCAGAUAUUGUGGACUAAAACUUUCAUUUAUCCCUCACCCUCGACUGUGCUGGUUUGGCAGUGAUGAGAUGCGCAGUCCCAAACAUCUGCAAGGCACCAAACAGGGAAAGCCUGGCUCAUUAGUUUACAGCGGCAAGUCUCGCACAAGCUAGGAUAAUGUAUUUCAACAACUCCAUCUGAGAUCAACCUGUGACUUAAAGAAGCCUUGUGAAGCCACGUGUUUAAAAUUGCUCAUCCACCAGGAACCAGUGAGGGAGAUAAUUACUCUUUCAGUAGAAGCCAAGCAAAAGGAGACAGCUGCAUCUGGCUUAUGAAGCACACUAUCUCUCUCUCUCUCUAUCUAUCUAUCUAUAUUCAGCCAAACCUUGGCUCCCAAAUGGCUCCAUUUCCAAAUGUUUCAGCUCCUGAACACCAAAAAUCUGGAAGUAAAUGCUCCAGUUUUCGAACAUUUUUCAGAAGCUGAACAUCCAACGCGGCUCCCACUGAGUGCAGGAAGCUUUUGCAACCAAUUGGAAGCUGUGAUUCAGUUGUUGAACAUUUCAGAAGCCUACCUUUAGGAGACCCCAUCCUGUUCCCAGCCUCCAGCUUUUCCAUUCUCCUUCACCCGCCCAACCAUCAGUAAACAUUCUGAGCAUGCUCAGUCUUCAUUGAAUUGUUUUUGGGUCCUCUCAUCACCCCAGCUUAAAAAAUAUUAGAACCCAAGUCAAAAAAAAUCAUGCCAAGUUUUUCCUUCUUUCUAAGCAGGAGCAAACCCUUAACUUCAUGCUUUUUUCUCAAUUUGAUUUGGAUGUUAAUCUUUUUCUGUAAAUUGUGAGCUGGCUCCAUAAGGCAGAAGGGAAACGAAUAUAUGAAGUAUAUGUACCUCAUUUGUCUCUUCUGCAGAGGGAUUCCCAACUAUGACUUCAAAAUUGGCAAGAUCACAUUCAUCAGAAAUUCUCGGCCGCUGGUCAAGAAAGUAGAAGAAGUGAGUAAAACUGUAUCUUUUUCACUUGAGGUUGUCCCCAGUGAAGGGACGCGGGUGGCGCUGUGGGUUAAACCACUGUGCCGCUUGGGCUUCCCAAUCAAAAGGUCGGUGGUUCGAAUUCCUGCAACGGGGUGAGCUCCCAUUGUUCGGUCCCAGCUCCUGCCAACCUAGCAGUUCGAAAGCAUGCAGUGCUAGUAGAUAAAUAGGUACCGCUCCAGCGGGAAGGUACACAGCAUUUCUGUGCACUGCUGUGGUUUCACCACAAGCGGUUUAGUCUUGCUGGCCACAUGACCCAGAAAAACUGUCUGCAGAAGCAGACAAACGCCGGCUCCCUUGGCCUGUAAAGCGAGAUGAGUGCCGCAACCCCAGAGUUGUUCGCGACUGGACUUAAUUGUCAGGGGUCCCUUUACCUUUACCUUUUCUGUCCCCAGUGAAGUAUCCCAUUUGCAGAACACCUUCCACCUUUGUAGUGGAAUGUUUUCUCUUCCGCCCUGCUCUACCCCACCCAGCCCUGUUGAUGCAGUGUUGGUUAAGACCAGCACUUAAAAACAACAACCACCCAAAGAAUCUGACAAGAGAGCUGGGGAAGAGAUCUUGGUCAGUCACAAUAACUCUGUUAUUUGCACUGCACCCAAGACAGACCCUAAAACUCGUUAACCUCGUGUACUUUGGCAUUUCUAAGCAUUUUCAAUAAAUAAGUGAAUAAGCAGAAGUCAGCCCAGCUGAAAUCACGGGUUCAGUGCAAAGCUGGAACUACUCAUGGUGCCUGAACAGGUCGCUUCCUGAAAAGUCCAGGUCUUCACUUCUUGUAUGCGUAAUAAUGAAUAAUAAUGUGAGUUUAUAAAGUAAUAUUUCCCAUUACCCACCCCUCUGUUUUCAGGAUGACUCUGGAAGCCGCUUCAUUGCCUUUUCUGGAGAAGGCCAGUCACUCCGCAAGAAAGGAAGAAAACCGUAACUCCCGGAACCAGGAGUUGGUCGGGAAGAAUAAAAUAACACUGCAGCGUUUCUGACUUAUUUUAGCUUUUCUUUUGUAAAAGGACGUUGUAUGGGGGGGGUGGCGGCGGCACUCUUGUUCAUAAGCAACAUAAGGACAUUCUAAUCUGCUUCUGCACUUUCAAGUGAAGUGCGGUUCAGUGGGUUUUACUUAGUAGAACAUUGUAAGUUGCAUGUUGAUGAAGACAACUCUGGUUACACUGAGCAGCAGAGACACGAAAAGAAUGUGGAUUUCUGAUGGUCCCCCUGGAAGGCUGUUUUUUAUUUAUGGCAGCAAAGGGUUCUUGAAUAAGUUGCUUUCUUGUAUGUUAACUUCCCACACUUGGAAAAUAGGCAUGGUUUCCUUACAAUUUAGGGCAGGGUUGUGGAAGCCUUGUGGGCAACCUUCCAGGGCCCGCAUGCCAGUGUUGGGCAGGGCCAGAAGCAAAAGCAACAUGUAUGAAUGACUGGUUUUUGUACUCUUACCUUUGAAUGCCUUUGUAUGCCAGAACUUUCAGCCAUUUGAUACCUGACCUGUACUGUGAAGUGUUACAGCUCAGGUGCAGGUUUCUUAGCUAGAACUAGAUGGAAUAAAAUUAGUGGUUUACAUGCAUGUGGAAUGGAUGGUAAACAUACGGUUUCUUAAUAGUCGUCCUGGUUAAAUAAGAAAAGCCCUGCUUAAACCAAAGGCCUAUCUAGUCUGGCCUCCUGCCCUCGCUGUGGCCUGCCAGAUGCCCAAGGGAAGUUUGUAAGCAGGACCUGAACGCAACGGCACUCUUCCCUCCUGUGAUUUCCAACAGCUGAUAAUUCAGACGACAGUGGAGCUAGAACCAUAACCACCAGGGUUGGUAGCCAUUGAUCGUCUCAUCCUUCAUGAAUGUUUCAGCAUAAAUAAGCAAAGCAAAAUUUCUACCUUCUGAUGGCUGAAGAAAUGGCCACACCGUACUGUUGUGCUUUCACAUUGUGUAGUUAAAUUGGGUCAGCAACCUUUUUCAGCCGUGGGCUGGUCCACCGUCCCUCAGACCAUGUGGUGGGCCGGACUAUAUUUUGGAAAAAAAAUAUGAACUAAUUCCUAUGCCCCACAAAUAACCUAGAGAUGCAUUUUAAAUGUUGUUAGCCGCUCUGAGCCUGGCUUCAGCUGGGGAGGGCGGGAUAGAAAUAAAAAUUUAUUUAUUAUUAUUAAAUAAAAGGAUAUAUUUUACUCAUGUAAAAACACGCUGAUUCCCGGACCAUCCGCGGGCCGGACUGAGAAGGCGAUUGGGCCACAUCCAGCCCCCUGGCCUUAAAUUACCCCUGAGUUAAAUUAAGUGCUUAGGCAAUUACACCACUAUGCCUCAGUUGCCAUGUGGAGUCUUAGUGACACACUGUAAAAUUUGGUAGUACAGUGGGAAACCAGUGAAGCCAAAAAAAAGACUCACUUAGGCUGCAAUCCUGUCCUCAGCCACCUGGGAGAAAGUUCCAUUCAACUCAAUAUUUACUUAGCAGACUGUUAGGAUAAUAUUUCACUGCAUUUUUCUAGGCAACGACCAAGAGAAGCCACUCUAACCAACUGAGCUCUCCAGACUGAGUUGAUAUUGCUGAAUAAUAAUAUUGUUACUAAAUAAGAAACAGGAGUCAAGCCUUUUUUAAAAAUAAAAUAAAAAAGUCGUUUUGUUCUUC
This is a messenger RNA of Podarcis lilfordi (Lilford's wall lizard), 16149 nucleotides long. The record is from the annotation of a GenBank genome assembly. Lineage: Eukaryota; Metazoa; Chordata; Lepidosauria; Squamata; Lacertidae.